AUCCUGGCACUGAGUGUAUCGAUCCUCAUCUUACAUCCUUGUUUAAAGACUUAAAAGAACAAACGGCACACACCGAUAAAAUCACACAGAAGCUGGGCAUCAACAAUGUGUAUGAACAGCGUGAUGCUGCUGAGUACUAUGAGAAGAUUUUAGGUCUGACCAGUCCUGACGCAUCAGAGAUCUUUCACGGCCUUUUGACACAUAAGACCAUAUGUUCUUCAUGUUGUACUGAGAAUGACACAGAUGGGGCAUUUUGGCAUCUUUCUCUUGCAUUGGUGGAUUACAGUGAACACUAUAGUGUAGUCAGUGGCAUUGAGGAGUAUUUCAGAGCAUCAGAUUUUAGCGGGGAAAACCAGAUGUACUGUGACGAGUGUGGUGCCAAAUCUGAUGCAACUAUUAAAUGUGUAAUAAAGCGUCAUCCGGAGGUUUUGAUGCUGCUGCUGAAGAGGUUUGAGUUUGACUACCGUUGCAUGACAUACGUCAAAAUCAACCGCACUGUGGAUGUUCCCCACACUCUACAGAUACCAGAGAAUCAGGCAUAUGAACUUUAUGCAGUCGUGGACCAUUUUGGAGAUCUCAGAAGUGGACAUUACACUGCAACAAUCAAGUCCCGGGAGGAUGGUAGAUGGUAUAACUUCAACGAUGCUACAGUCACAUUGCUUGAUAACCAGCCAUUCCAGCUGCAUGACUUUGAGAAAUCCAGCAGCGCUUAUCUUCUUUUUUACAGGAAAAAGAAAGUGCAUCCUCCUGAUACUUGUUCCCAGGACAUCAGAGAGGAGCGUACUCCUGGAGUACCUACCAGUGAUACCUAUGAUCAUGGUCAAGAUGCUGCAGAGAGAGAGGAAUAUGAGAAGGCAGAAGAGGCGGUUAAUAACACAGCAGUAGCUGUUUUCAUCAACAUAAAUGAAGAAACAGGGAAAAAAGACUUAGUCAGUGUUCUAGAGAGGUCUAGAGAAUUGGGGGUAUUAUCUGACCUCUAUGUAGAUAAUCAGGAAGUUUGUAAUGAAGAAAGGAAUGACUUGAGUCAUCGUCUUCAAGGUGCUCAUGCAGAAAGACCAAGAGAUGAGGGGAAGACAGUGAUGGAUGAUGAGGACAUUACAGGAAAUGCAGAAGCUAAAGACAGCGCAGUAAAGAGUAAAAGUCAACUUGAAGAGAGGGUUGCCAAUCACGAACAUGACGGUGAAAGACGAGAUGAUGUUAGACAUAGGAGACCACAUGAGCAUCUGGAGGGUGACGACAUACCCAACACAUCAUGUAACCAUCAGAAGUACAAACAGGAAGUCAGCAAUAUGCAUGAGAAACAAGAUGAUCCUUACAAAGUAGAGUUGACAUGCAGAGAGAUGAAGAAAGUAUGA
Molecule: messenger RNA, 1355 nt
Organism: Etheostoma spectabile (orangethroat darter)
Lineage: Eukaryota; Metazoa; Chordata; Actinopteri; Perciformes; Percidae
Product: ubiquitin carboxyl-terminal hydrolase 12
Exons: 9
Coding region: 357-1355 (332 amino acids)
Biological process (GO): protein deubiquitination
Cellular component (GO): nucleus; cytosol
Molecular function (GO): cysteine-type deubiquitinase activity
Source: RefSeq, a predicted model, not a curated record